AUGUCCAAUGACACAGCAGAUCACCAACUUGAGGAAUGUACUGCCGAUAGCCGGCAAUUGUCAAAGAGCAAAUCGGCACUGAUGAUCAGUGCCCUGCAUUGCUGCCCAGCAGUGCCUCCCACAAAUGUCCAGCAGUGCCUCCCACCAGUGCCCAUCAGUGCCACUCAUCAGUGCUGCCUACCAGUGCCCAGCAGUGCUGUUAGUCAGUGCUGUCAGUCAGUGCCACCUGUCAGCACUACCCAUCAGUGUCGAUCAUCAGUGCCACCUAUCAGUGCCCAUCAUUGUUGCAUAUCAGUGCAGCAUCAUCAGUGCCUCCUCAUCAAUGCCCACCAGUGCUGCCUCAUCAGUGCCACCUCUUCAGUGCAGCCUAUCAGUGCCCAUCAG
Molecule: messenger RNA, 384 nt
Organism: Staurois parvus
Lineage: Eukaryota; Metazoa; Chordata; Amphibia; Anura; Ranidae
Source: the annotation of a GenBank genome assembly